UCACGCACCUCCGGCUUGACGCGUCACGUAACCUGGCUCACUCACGGGGUCGCGGUCUCUCUUUGUCGCCGAAUAAACGGAAGAACAGCGCACUUUUUUUGUCGUCCGACCAAGCUCCGUGACAGCGUUGGAAAAGUUUGGUAGCUCGGUAGACCUCGCCGAGAGGAAUUAUCAGCGGAAAAUACACUGCGAUUGCAGGCUGCAUUUUUCGCUUAUCUUCCCCCCGAACAACGAAGUAGAAGACCUUCGCUCAGCUCGACUACUCUGCACGAUUCAGCCUUUCGAGACGGCAUCGAAAGAGACUCACAAAGUUUUCGAGAUGGGCGCCGAAAACAAGAUGUCCGAGAGAAAUCCUGAAAUGAGAGAAACAGCAGCGCGAAUCUGUCGGGAUUAUUUAUAUGGUGUUUGGAAACACAUAACCGCACAGAAUAUUAUUCUUAAACGUGUCAGUGGUGGUCUAAGUAAUUGGCUGUACAACGUUGAGCUUCCUGAAGGAACAACUCCAGUUCGAGGGGAACCACGUCAAGUUCUGUUACGUCUGUAUGGACAAGUGCAUGGAGAGAGAGCCUUGGAAGGGCUUAUCACAGAAUCUGUUAUCUUCACUUUGCUCUCUGAGAGAAAGCUAGGUCCUAAAUUACACGGUGUUUUUCCUGGCGGCCGUAUCGAAGAAUACAUACCAGCACGGCCCUUGCUCACCAAGGAAUUAGCAGAUCCAACAUUGAGUCUGAUGAUAGCUGAGAAACUAGGACAGAUACACAUGAUGCAGAUACCAAUCAGCAAAGAGCCUACGUGGUUGUGGGAUACAAUGAAUAAAUGGCUCAACUCAGCGACCGAUAUCCUCGAGAAUACCGAAGACAUGGACGUCCGGUACUCGGACAACGUCAGUGCCAUAAAAUGUAUAGACUUGGAGCACGAGAUCAAGUGGUUCAAGUCGCUUGUGUUGCAACACAAACAGCCGGUUGUAUUCUGUCACAACGACAUGCAAGAAGGCAACAUACUCAUACGCGAAAAUACGCGUAAGCCUGAAAUAGUAGUUAUUGACUUUGAAUAUUGUUCCUACAACUAUCGAGGAUUUGAUAUCGCUAAUCAUUUCGCCGAAUGGCAGUACGACUAUACGGUGCCAGAUUAUCCUUUCUUUCGCGAACGUCUCACCGCCGGUCCCACAAAGGAGCAAAAGCUCGACUUCAUAAGAGCCUACCUGAGGACAUUGGGGAAAGAAGGAGCUGCGGAGGAGGAACGUAUCAUGAUGGAAGUGAAGAUAUUUUCACUAGCUAGUCACUUAUUCUGGGGGCUCUGGAGCAUCGUGAAUGCUAAAAUUUCGCAAAUUCCGUUUGGAUAUUGGGAUUACGCUGUCUCUAGAUUAAAAAGCUACAUGUACUUAAAGGAGAAAAUGCUUACCUCUGAGUCACCAGUAUCGGAUGGCAGCCUUAAGAGAAAGUCUAGCGAUAUAGAUUGAGAGCACAAGAUUGAACAGAAGAAGACGCAGCUUAUAUGUUUUGCUACAUAAAAGUAGGUAGCCCUAUUUGCCAGUAAAUCGAUGGGAUCGUUAAGCUUUGUCAAGCAGCGAGAUUUAUCAGGAUACGAUCAGUCAUUAUUUCUUCCAACAUCGUGAGAUAAUGUGUUCCGCUGUUUUUAUAAGUGCACAGCUUAUUUCGAAAGGAUGAAAUAUUCACUAAACGCCUGUUGGGAAGUAAUUGCGUUUUAUUGAACGGAAUUAUUGCUUGAGUACGAUGUGGCAGAGUAAAUGAACGAACAGAGUAAACAAGAGUAAAUGGAAGAUCAAUCAUGUGAUAUAGAAUAAGCACGUUAAACGCAUGAAUCUCCGUUUACUGUCUUAACUGCGCAUUCGUUGAGUCUUAAUGUUAACAGAAGAAGAGCGAGAUACGUAAUCUUUUUUUGUAAUUUUCGUAAUAUAUUUAUAAACAAUAGAGAAAUGCCGAUAACUUGAUAAAGUAGGAAGAAAUUAGGAAGAAAAACGAAAAGGCUGUUACCUAGUGUACAAAAUUACGUAAAUCAUAAGAAAGUCCGCAAUAUGUCUGUAGCGUAUUACUUUAUCCCUCUUUUUUUAGUAUGUUAACUUUUAUAUAUUCGUUAUACGGCUGUCUGAAACUUCAUUGUCAACAACACUACGUCUGUUCGAUUUUGCACGUUAAAUCGUUUGUUACAAACGUGCAGUAAUAGUGAAUGGAUUCUUUGUAACGCAAAGUCGGCGCGGUACUUAUUGUAAUGCGUCAAUUUUACUCGGGGUUGACAUAGUUAAGUACUAUCAUUAAGAAUAGGUACUUAAUAUUGUGUAAAGGAGAGCAGCACCAAAUAUUUAGAAUGACCGAUAUCUACGAACGCAAUAAAUAAAACGCACCAAAAACUGAAAA
This is a messenger RNA of Dinoponera quadriceps, 2372 nucleotides long. RefSeq names its product choline/ethanolamine kinase. The transcript is spliced from 6 exons. Gene Ontology annotation, molecular function: ethanolamine kinase activity; choline kinase activity. Gene Ontology annotation, biological process: phosphatidylethanolamine biosynthetic process; CDP-choline pathway. The coding region runs from base 320 to 1456 and encodes 378 amino acids. Gene Ontology annotation, cellular component: cytoplasm. NCBI's taxonomy places the organism in Eukaryota, Metazoa, Arthropoda, Insecta, Hymenoptera, Formicidae. The record is from RefSeq and is a predicted model, not a curated record.